AUGGCCAUGCAAGGCCAACUCCUGAUACAGCCUGGUCACCAACAAAAUUCAUUCACUAAUAAUCAACAGAUGCAGUCUGCAAUGAAUCAACAGCAGCAGCAGUUAUCGCCUGCUCAGCAGCGUCAAGCACAUAUGCAACGUUAUAAUAUGAUUAUUCAGUCUGUUCCAGUCCCCCCCAUUACCCCCGUAUCAUUCACUCCAGAUCAAAUAUCCGCUCUACGCGCUCAGAUAAUGGCCUACAGACUUGUCACCCGCGGUUCCCCCAUCCCAGACCACCUACAGCAUGCAAUUCGCGUUCCCAACACCGCCGUCCCAGAUCUCGAAAAUCUUCUGCAGGGCCCAGAUGUGUCCUCCCGUAUAGUUGACAGCGCUGCUAAAAUACAGAAAGGCCAAAUUGCCCCCCCACCCCCACCCACCGAAACACCUGUGCCAGUUGAAGUCAUAAAAGAAGAAGAGCAUGGUCCUUCCAUCGACCCUGCUGAUCUUCCCAAAGGUCCUUUCCUCGAAGAAGCAGUCAACUCCGGCGUGUACCCAUAUAACGCAUUCAAGCUCCCCUUCUCCCACCUCGAGCGCCCACCCAACGUUGACCCAACUAUGGUCGCAACGCGCCUCCAGCGCCUCCUCAUCCCCUCCAUAAUGCCUGCAGGGCUCGACGUGCACCAGAUCAUCAACGAGCGCGAUCGCUUCAUCGAAGCACGCGUCCAACAGCGCAUUAAAGAACUCGAGGAGAUUCCAGCCACCAUUGGCGAUGGUAACUUUGAUUCUCUGGCGGACGUUAUCCUCGGUUCGCAUAAGCAAGAGCCCGCCAACGACAAUUCAGCGCUGUCCCCACAUGGGAAGCUACGUGCAAUGAUUGAGCUCAAGUCCCUCAAGGUGCUUGAGAAGCAACGCGCCAUGCGCGCGAUUGUUGCGGAGCGCCUGAUCCAAGGCACCCUGCUCCCGCUCAACCGCGUGGACUUUAGGCGAGCCCGCAAGCCUACACUCAGAGAUGCACGCAUGACUGAGCAGGCGGAACGCAAGCAACGUAUCGACCGCGAGAGGCGUGCAAAACACAAACACGUUGAACAGCUCGGCGUCAUCUGCCAACACGGACGAGACAUCAUCGCUGUGAACCGUUCUGCGCAGGAGCGGGUCGCGAAGCUUGGGCGUGCCGUGUUGUCGUUCCAUGCGUUCACUGAGAAGGAGGAGCAGAAGCGUAUCGAGAGGAUAUCGAAGGAGCGUUUGAAGGCGCUCAAGGCGGAUGAUGAGGAGGCGUAUAUGAAGCUUAUUGAUACAGCAAAGGAUACGCGCAUCACCCAUUUGCUGCGGCAGACGGACGCCUAUCUCGAUUCGCUUGCGCAGGCUGUCGUGGCGCAGCAGAAUGAGUCUGGUCCCUUGGAUACGAACUUUGACCAAGAGGAAGGCCCCGCAAACGAGGCCACGUUUGGCGCCCAGGUCAGUGCUGAUGCCCAGGAUGACAAGGGCAAGGUGGACUACUACGCUGUUGCGCAUCGCAUUUCGGAGAAGGUCAUGAAGCAGCCUAGUAUUCUUAUCGGUGGUCAGCUCAAGGACUACCAGCUCAAGGGCUUGCAAUGGAUGGUCAGUCUUUACAACAACAAGCUCAAUGGUAUCCUUGCAGACGAGAUGGGUCUUGGUAAAACCAUCCAAACAAUCUCGCUGGUCACCUUCUUAAUCGAGGUCAAGAGACAACGCGGUCCUUAUCUCGUCAUCGUGCCUCUAUCAACAAUGACGAACUGGUCCGGCGAAUUCGCGAAGUGGGCGCCAACGGUGAAAAUGAUCUCGUACAAGGGUAACCCUGCGCAACGUCGCAACCUCCAAGGCGAACUGCGGAUGGGCCAGUUCCAGGUUCUGCUCACUACAUAUGAAUACAUCAUCAAGGAUCGGCCUAUCCUCAGUAAACUCAAAUGGGUGCAUAUGAUCAUCGACGAGGGACAUCGCAUGAAGAACACCCAAUCGAAACUUGCGCAGACGCUCACGCAAUACUAUCAUUCCCGCUACCGCCUCAUCCUCACCGGUACCCCCCUUCAGAACAACCUUCCUGAACUUUGGGCCCUCCUCAACUUCGUCCUACCCAAGAUCUUCAACUCCGUAAAGUCAUUUGACGAGUGGUUCAACACGCCAUUCGCGAACUCGGGUACAGGGGACAAGAUCGAGUUGAACGAAGAAGAGGCUCUGCUCAUCAUCCGGCGGUUGCAUAAGGUGUUGCGGCCGUUCUUGUUGAGAAGGUUGAAGAAAGACGUGGAGAGCGAACUUCCAGAUAAGGUGGAGAAGGUGAUCAAGGUCCGCAUGAGUGCCCUGCAGAGUCAGCUGUAUAGGCAGAUGAAGAAGCACAAGAUGAUCGCCAAUGGGAAGGAUGCAAAGGGCAAAUCUGGAGGGGUGAAAGGUCUGAGCAACGAGCUCAUGCAGCUGCGCAAGAUCUGUCAACAUCCGUUCUUGUUCGAGAGUGUCGAGGACAAGGUCAAUCCUACCGGCCUCAUCGACGAUAAAUUGGUCAGGUCAGCUGGCAAACUCGAGCUUUUGUCGCGUAUCCUUCCCAAGUUCUUCGCAACGGGUCACAGGGUCCUUAUUUUCUUCCAAAUGACGAAGGUCAUGGACAUUAUGGAAGAUUUCUUGAAGAUGAUGAAUUGGAAGUAUCUCCGUCUUGACGGUGGUACGAAGACGGACGAGCGUGCCUUGCAUGUACAGCAGUUUAAUGCAAAGGAUUCGGAGAUUAAAGUUUUCAUCCUGUCAACACGGGCUGGUGGUUUGGGUCUCAAUUUGCAGACUGCGGAUACGGUCAUCAUGAAUCCCCACGCUGAUCUUCAGGCUCAAGAUCGUGCUCACCGUAUCGGCCAGACCAAGGCUGUCCGCAUCCUCCGUUUCAUCACGGAAAAGAGUGUCGAAGAAGCCAUGUAUGCUCGCGCGCGGUACAAGCUCGAUAUCGACGACAAGGUUAUCCAAGCUGGUCGUUUCGACAAUAAGUCGACGCAGGAAGAGCAAGAAGAAUUCUUGCGGUCUAUCCUCGAAGCAGACCAAGAGGAGGAAAAUGAAGAAGCUGGUGACAUGAAUGACGAUGAGCUUAACGAAAUGUUGGCAAGAAAUGAUGAGGAGGUUGAGAUCUUCCGCUUAAUGGAUCUUCAGCGAGAACGGGACGCGUUGGACGCAUGGCGUGCGGUCGGCAACAGGGGGAAACCGCCGUUGCCGCUCAUGCAGCUUGAAGAGCUGCCUGAGUGCUAUCAGACAGAUGAACCGUUCGAGCCGAAGGAGAUUGAUGAUGCUAUCGAAGGCCGUGGUCAGCGUCGUCGUAAUGUCGUAAAUUAUAACGACGGUCUUAGCGAUGAACAGUGGGCGAUGGCUGUGGAGGACGGAGAGGAUUUGCAAGAACUCGUUGAUCGUGCCCGUGGCAAGAAAGAACGACGGGCUGCCAACAAGCUUCUCAAGGACACCGAUACACCUGGUCGUAAUACUCCAACAUCAGACGUGGGUGUCGGGCGCAAGGGAAAGAAGGGCAAGGGGAAGAUGACUGCUAACGACUACGACACACCUGGCGUGGCUGGCAAGCGGAAACGUGGGAUGAAGUCUAUGUCUGUGACGCCUUCGGUGAUCGACGAUGACGACGAAGAGCGUGACAUGAAACGACGAAAAACUAAGGCGGGCGACCUAUCGCCUGCAAUACGGGAUAAGAUGAAGAAGGCUUUUAAUGAGGUUCUCAGAGCGGUUCUCGCUUGUGAAGACAAAGAUGGCCGGAAACGCUGUCAACUUUUCCGGGAGCUCCCCGACAGGAGAGAUUAUCCGGAUUAUUAUCAGUUAAUCACGCAUCCGAUUGCCUUGUCCACACUUCGAAAGCGGGGUAACACUGGAUAUUACAAGAGUAUCAUGCACUACAAAGAGGACUGGAAGCUCAUGUUCGACAACGCACGAACGUAUAAUCAGGAGGGCUCGUGGGUAUACAUAGACGCUGAGGAGAUGGAAAAGGUGUUCCACGACACUUUGGAGAGAGUCACUGCUGGGACGGGGCUACCCGGGGCCUCACCAGCUCUAAGUGGACCGUCAAGCUCUGCAGCAUAUGACUCGGCGCUUACGCCUAUGGACGAGGAUGAGCGGCCGCAGCGGGGCAGGGCUCGGAGUGCUGGUCGCAAACAGGUGAUCAGCGAUGACGAAUACCUGACGCCAAGUGAUGAGGACUAG
Molecule: messenger RNA, 4167 nt
Organism: Suillus subaureus
Lineage: Eukaryota; Fungi; Basidiomycota; Agaricomycetes; Boletales; Suillaceae
Product: SNF2 family N-terminal domain-containing protein
Exons: 11
Coding region: 1-4167 (1388 amino acids)
Biological process (GO): positive regulation of transcription by RNA polymerase II
Cellular component (GO): nucleus
Molecular function (GO): ATP-dependent chromatin remodeler activity; histone binding; ATP binding
Source: RefSeq, a predicted model, not a curated record